AUGUAUCCGUCGCUCAUGACUAUCACUUUGUAUAGGCUGGAAAAGCUAGAAGAAUGGGCAGAAGAAGCAAUGAGCACAGGGAGUAAUGACCAAAGUGUAUUUCCUAAACUUGAGAGUUUGGAAAUUACGUAUUGUCCAAGGUUAAGAAAGAUUCCAAAUAGUUGUUUUCCGUCCUUGAAGGAGCUCAAAAUCACUGAUUUGGACAGCAGCGUGAUACUGGAAACAAUGAGCAAAAAGGUUACUUCUCUCAAGCAUCUAGAACUUCUCAAUAUCAGAAAUGGAGGAGAUUCAUCAUUAUAUUCUUCCUCUUCUUGUUCAAAUAUGGACUUUAUAAUUGAGGAGAUGUUAAAGAACAAUUCUCUGUGUCUGACCUCUUUGAGGCUAAUCGACUGUGGGGGUCUAAAAUGUCCUCGGCCAAGUACUAUUAAUUUAGUUGAAGGGUCAGUUGGUCUAAAAGAUAUUGAGAUUAGGAAAUGCCCCUCCUCUUUCUUAGAGCGGGUAUUUGCGCAAACUAGGAGUUCCACACUUGAAAGACUAAGCUUCGGCCCUUUCUCAGAGGAUUUAGACGAAUUUCCAUGGCCAUUCUCUUCUUCUUGCGUGGUUUCAUUUCAUAGUCUAAAGAAAUUAUCAUUGGACGGGUGGAAAAAGGUUGAAUCAAUAUUCGGGCAACUUGAUAAUCGCCUCUCCUCCACCUUCCCUGCAUUAACUGAAUUGAGAAUAAAUAAUUUCAAAGGAGUGAAAGCUCUCUCAGAUUCAAUAGCAAGGCUUCCAUCUCUCGAGAUGUUACUUAUAUUUGAUUGUGAGAAUUUGAAGACUUUGCCCCUGUUUGAAAAAUCGCAUCCUCUUCAGUUGCUAGAGACGGAAGGGUGUCCUCUUCUGAGAGAAAAAUAUAAGAAGGGAUGGCCAGAAUGGUUCAAAAUUCAACAUAUUCCACUUAUACACUGGGAGGAAGAUUUUUGAAGCCAACUGUGUCGUGCUGCAUCGAAAUGUAUUUUUAUUUGCCAAGGCUUCAAGUAUGGGUAUAACCAAUUAUGAGUACCUAGGGUAAAGAUCAAAGUGCAUUUCAGAGACUUGAGUUGUUGAAAAUCAGCAGAUGUCCGAAGUUGCAAAGAUUCUGAAUAAAUGUUUUCGGUUCUUGAGGAGUUAUAUGACAGCAACACAGUACUGGAAACAAUAAGCAGAAAGAUUAGUUCUCUAAUGCUUCAACACCUGUCUAAUAUCAGUGAUGAAGUACUUCUAGAGUACAUAGUGCUUAGUGCAUAUGUGAUUUCAAAGGAGUCUGAAAUGCUCCAUGAGGAACAAAAUAGAUGAUAUAUGAUUACUACUAUUAAUUUAUGACAAAAUGUGUAAAAGAGGUAAUAACAACCACAAAAAUAUCAGUGUUUGUGUAAUAGAUUAGAAAUUAAUUUAAUUUUGAAAUAAA
Molecule: messenger RNA, 1423 nt
Organism: Daucus carota subsp. sativus
Lineage: Eukaryota; Viridiplantae; Streptophyta; Magnoliopsida; Apiales; Apiaceae
Exons: 2
Coding region: 1-960 (319 amino acids)
Source: RefSeq, a predicted model, not a curated record